This is a messenger RNA of Sipha flava (yellow sugarcane aphid), 1638 nucleotides long. Its product is annotated as protein FAM114A2. Bases 151 to 1638 code for a protein of 495 amino acids. The record is from RefSeq and is a predicted model, not a curated record. The transcript is spliced from 9 exons. Lineage: Eukaryota; Metazoa; Arthropoda; Insecta; Hemiptera; Aphididae.
UAAAAAUUCAUUUACUCGCGCUAUAUUAUUAAAAGUAAUUACGUGUAUUUUAAAAAUUUGUAGUGAUUUCUAUUAUUAUUUUUGUUUUUCAAAUAUAUACAAUUAUAUGUAUUUUGUUUUUAACUAUUUCGAAGAUAGUUCUUGAAUAAUAUGUCGGAUUCUGAAGUAGAGUUUGAAAGUGCAGAUGAAGGUAGUAAAAGUGGCGAUGGAUGGGAAAUCGAAACUGAUUUUGAUUUACCUGAUUUAGAACAAUCCAUUGAAUCUAAACCUACUGAAAUAAAAUCAUCUGCAUUAUCUAGUGUUUCUGAUUUAGCAAACAUAGAUCAAUACAUAGAACACAAACACAAAAACACAAAAUCCUCCAAUCAAACUAAUACUUUUGAUGCAAUUCCUACACUUCAAUCUAGAUUAGAUAAACUGACAAUCGACAGUGAUGAUACAAAUUCUAAAUCACAUACUCUCAAAGAGGAUAUAACUGCUGAUAAUGCAUUAAAAGAAACUAACUGUCAGAGUAGUGUUUGGGGUGGUUGGUCUAGUGGUUGGAGUAUGAAUUCACUAAUAUCUACUGCAAGUGCAAUAACAAAUCAUGUAUCUCAAGGUUUAACUAGUGUUAUCGGAGCACCAUCACCAGAAGAGUUAGCAUCUAUGAGUAGUAAUAAAGUGACAUUACUAAAUGAUAAAUUAACAGAAGAAUCAUCAGAAUCAAUAUUAGAUACUAAUUAUUUUCUUAGUAAUGUUAGUCAAAUAACUAAAAUUGUGGAAAAUACUGGCAGUAAAUUAAUCAAUGGAGGUCUUGAUACAUUAGAAUCUGUUGGUAAAAAAACUUUAGAAGUUUUGCAAGAAGGUGAUCCUGGUCUACGAAAAAAAAGAGCAUUAUUUUUUCAAAAUUCUGAAAAAAUUAAUUUAUCUCAGGUGUUACAAGAAGCCAAAGAAAAAUCAGAAAUUGAAUCAAAACAAAAUAAUCAAAUUGUAGAAAACAAGGACUAUGCUUAUUUGUUAGAUAGUUUUCAAGGAUUAAUUCAUUUAGAAAGUCUUGAAUUAUUAUCCAAACAGUGUCAAAUGAAACUACAAACCGUUUUGUUAUCAUAUUCUGGAACUCAGUUGACCGAUAUUCAAGAUACAUUGGAACAAAUAAAAGGACUAUGUUAUCUUGUAUGUGAUGAUGAUGAAAAACUAAUGAAUGACGAAGAAUUUAAAAAAUGUCUAAUUACAACCAUAAAUAAAAUUAGUGUUGAUGUCAAAAUAGACAAGAUACUGAAGGUUAGUAGUUCAAUUGAUAACAAAUCAAAUGGAGAGUUUGACACUGAAGAUUGUAUCCACGAUGAAGCUAUUUCUGCAUUGGCUGAAUUGACUGCUGCUGCUAUGGAACUAUACUAUAAACUAGGUGAAAUGAUAAUGAUUGAUACACAAAAUCACCAAGUUUUUGUAAAAGCUGAAAAUCUUUCUCAUCUGAACGAAGCUGUGUGUUGUCGAAUUAGAUCAGUUGCUAAUAAAUAUGCUUGCUUGCUAACACAAUUUGAUGCAGAUGAUACUUCCAAUAAUAUAAGUGAUAUUUAUCUUGAGUCCUCCAAUAGUAGUUCAUACAUUCAAGAUGCUGCACAAUUGUUACUACCUAUUUUGCAAUUAUCUGUUAUUUAA